Molecule: messenger RNA, 2097 nt
Organism: Dromiciops gliroides (monito del monte)
Lineage: Eukaryota; Metazoa; Chordata; Mammalia; Microbiotheria; Microbiotheriidae
Gene: ATP6V1B1
Product: ATPase H+ transporting V1 subunit B1
Exons: 14
Coding region: 228-1709 (493 amino acids)
Biological process (GO): central nervous system development; neuron differentiation; ATP metabolic process
Cellular component (GO): proton-transporting V-type ATPase, V1 domain
Molecular function (GO): DNA binding; proton-transporting ATPase activity, rotational mechanism; DNA-binding transcription factor activity, RNA polymerase II-specific
Source: RefSeq, a predicted model, not a curated record
AGGACGUAGCGGGAACCUCGGCCACCAGCCCUGCAGCCGGAUCUAAGGCGACCUGCACUGAGAGCGAGCGCCAGGCAGGAGCCAACGAAGCGGAUUAUUGCCGCCGGAUCCUCGUCCGAGAUGCCAAGGGGACCAUUCGGGAAAUUGUCCUCCCCAAGGGUCUCGACCUGGACCGACCAAAGAGGACAAGGACAUCCUUCACAGCUGAGCAGCUGUACCGUUUGGAGAUGGAGUUUCAAAGGUGUCAGUAUGUGGUGGGGAGAGAACGGACUGAGCUGGCCCGCCAACUGAACCUCUCAGAGACCCAGUUUGCCCGAUACGCUGAGAUCGUCAACUUCACCCUCCCGAAUGGCACUCACAGAAGUGGGCAGGUCCUGGAGGUGGCUGGGACCAAGGCCAUUGUUCAGGUAUUUGAAGGGACUUCAGGGAUCGAUGCCCAGAAGACAACCUGUAAGUUUACUGGUGACAUCCUCCGGACUCCUGUGUCAGAAGACAUGCUAGGUCGAGUUUUCAAUGGUUCUGGCAAACCCAUUGACCAAGGGCCAGAGGUUAUGGCUGAGGACUUUCUGGACAUCAAUGGUCAGCCAAUCAACCCCCACGACCGAAUCUACCCUGAGGAGAUGAUCCAGACAGGCAUCUCACCCAUCGAUGUCAUGAACAGCAUUGCCCGUGGUCAGAAGAUCCCUAUCUUCUCUGCAGCUGGACUCCCCCACAAUGAGAUCGCUGCACAGAUUUGCCGCCAGGCGGGGCUGGUGAAAAAGUCCAAGGCUGUAGUUGAUUAUCACGAGGAUAACUUUGCUAUUGUGUUUGCGGCCAUGGGGGUAAACAUGGAGACAGCUCGAUUUUUCAAGUCUGACUUUGAGCAGAAUGGCACCAUGGGCAAUGUUUGCCUCUUCCUGAACCUGGCCAACGACCCCACGAUUGAAAGGAUCAUCACACCCCGCCUAGCCCUGACGACAGCCGAGUUCCUGGCCUAUCAGUGUGAGAAGCACGUGUUAGUCAUCCUAACUGACAUGAGCUCCUAUGCAGAGGCCUUGAGAGAGGUCUCAGCUGCCAGGGAGGAGGUGCCUGGCCGGCGUGGUUUCCCCGGCUACAUGUACACGGAUCUGGCCACCAUCUAUGAGCGGGCAGGCCGAGUGGAAGGCCGGGGAGGUUCCAUCACACAGAUCCCCAUCCUCACGAUGCCCAAUGAUGACAUCACCCACCCCAUCCCCGACCUGACUGGCUUCAUCACUGAGGGACAGAUCUAUGUGGACAGACAGCUGCACAACAGACAGAUCUACCCUCCCAUCAAUGUGCUUCCCUCCCUCUCCCGUCUGAUGAAGUCAGCCAUUGGGGAAGGCAUGACAAGGAAGGACCAUGGUGAUGUUUCGAACCAGCUGUAUGCUUGCUACGCCAUUGGGAAAGAUGUCCAGGCCAUGAAAGCAGUGGUGGGGGAGGAGGCCUUGACCUCAGAGGACCUGCUGUACCUUGAGUUCCUGCAGAAGUUUGAGAAGAACUUCAUCAACCAGGGCCCCUAUGAAAACCGCAGCGUGUUCGAGUCCCUGGACCUUGGUUGGCAGCUGCUGCGCAUCUUCCCCAAGGAGAUGCUCAAACGGAUCCCCCAGAGCACCAUCGAAGAGUUCUACCCUCGAGAGACCCAGCACCAGGCCCCACCCUCGAGCCCAGGCCCCACGGACACCCCGGAAGCCUUGGACUCCAUGCUGUAGGGCUGCCCCUAGACCCCCCCACUCAGCACUGACACCUCCGCUUAUGCCCCAGCCCCACUCCCUCUACUGACCUCACCGAGCCCUAGUUCGGGGGCCUUUGGAACACUCUGGUCCCACCCCACCCAGUCUAAGCUCAAGCUGCACCCCCUCCAGCCAAAUGCCCCCAGACUUCUGCUGCCCCUCCCCUCCUUCCUACAAAUAAGGGAACCUCCAUGCUCUAGGCCCCAGUCUGGACCUUUCCCCAGAGGCCAAGUCACUCCAUCAUCUUCCCUGGAUACUAGCAGGGAAGGGAAACGGAGAAGAAAGAAAGAACAGCUCCCUGACCGGCUAACUUCAGCUACUAUCUCUUAUUAAAAGUCCCGUUGCUUAAGAAGAAUACACAGGUGUG